Eimeria tenella is the source of this 3999-nucleotide messenger RNA. Its product is annotated as protein kinase (incomplete catalytic triad), putative. The transcript is spliced from 10 exons. Gene Ontology annotation, biological process: protein phosphorylation. NCBI's taxonomy places the organism in Eukaryota, Apicomplexa, Conoidasida, Eucoccidiorida, Eimeriidae. The coding region runs from base 1 to 3999 and encodes 1332 amino acids. The record is from RefSeq and is a predicted model, not a curated record. Gene Ontology annotation, molecular function: metal ion binding; ATP binding; protein kinase activity.
AUGGCGCUCCCCCCAGUUCUCGACGAAGAAAAUCUUUACAAGUUCCGCACGAAGAUUUGCGAGCGCUACGUGAAGCAGGGAAGAUGUGAGUUUGCGGACAAGUGUCAGUACAGCCACGACCUCCGCUGGACCCGAAGACCCCCCUGGAAAUAUACUUAUUCUCCAGAACUUUGUCGGGAUUUGAUAUUUGUGACUGACGGAAGGGGCAGGACAAUUGCGAAAUCGAACUGCAAGCAAAAGCGGAACUGCAGGUUUUCGCACACCAAGGAGGAGCAGAUGUACCACCCGAAGAUCUACAAAACGGUCCUCUGCAACCAGUUCCGCGAAAACGGAUGGUGUGAUCGUUAUUAUUGUCCUUUUGCUCACUCCGAAAAUGAAUUAAGGCCUUUAGAACAAAGCGAAGAAGUCAAACAAAUAUUUGCAAAGGCUCCUGCGCAGGAGGCGCUCUGCCCGGACAUCUACUUGCCCUCCGACCGGCCCCACCCCCGCCUUCGCGCGCGCUUCCUCGCAAUUAUGGACGGAGUUCCCCACCAAAGCCAUUUGCACUUGUCUUUGGACCCCAGCUGCCUCUCAGCAGCAGCAGCAGCAGCAGCAGCAGGCCGCACGCGGCAGCCCUACACAGACUUCAUUUCUUCCCACACUCCCCACUCUGUGCUUUCCGAGGGAUCUCCUGCAGCACAUCCGCAGCCUCUGUACCCUCCUCGAGCAGCAGGGGGCCCCCUGGGGGCCCCUGGGGGCCCCCCGAAGGCGGGGGCUGCUGGCGAGGGGGGGCACUUGGGGCAGCGCGGCGGCGCUGCUGCUGCUGCUGCUGCUGCUGCUGCUGCUGGCAGCCGCAGCAACCUUGCUGCUGCUGCCUCGCUUCGGCAAAAUAAUGCUGCAGCAGCAAACCCCGAAAGAAAAAACCAAAGACAAACUACUGACCGCCUCGUGCUGCUGCUGCAGGCGCAGCGAACUGCAGCAGCAGGCGCGGGCAGCAGCGGCAACAGCAGCAGCAACUUCAAAAGCAGCAGCAACGCCACAAAUAAUAAAUUCAGCAACGAGAGUUCUUUGAAGGCAGCCUUGUCUGCGGCGUCGCUGCAGGCGGACUCGCAGCGGCAGCAGCAGCAGCUGCUGCAGCAGCAGCAGCUGCAGCAGCAGCUGCAGCAGCUGCAGCAGGGGGCCCCCACCCUCGCAGAGGGGCCCCCCGGAUUCAUUAAAAGAUGCAGGGGGCCCCUCUUGACCCACUUCCCAAGGGGGCCCCUCCCCCCCUCUUUCCUCCAUUCCCUUUUCCCUUCAACGGGCCUCAAUGGUCUUCUCCACUGCCUCUUGCGGGCAGUCCAUGUGCUUCACCAGGGGCCCCCGGGGGCCCCCGCGGGGGGGCCUCCUGGCGCGGAGAGGUGCCACAUGAGGAUUCAUCCGGGGAAUGUGAUGUUGAGUGAAAGUGGAAAAAUAAAAUUGGGAGACUGCGGGGGGAAGAUUCGGUACUUGAGCAUUUUGCAUUUGUUGACUGCGGGGAUGCAGGGGGCCUCGAAUGCGAAGGCGUUGCUGCAGUGGAUCCUGGGCACGCCGCAGGAAACGUGCUGGAUGGCGCCGGAGUUCCUGGGGUCUUUGCUGGACUUAGACGAAGAACUCUCGCAGGCAAUUUGGCGCUGCAGCAGCUCGAAAGAUGAGAAGAGAAGCAAAGAAGUCUUCAGUGCACUUGCGAGCAGAUACAAGUGGCCGGGGGAGUUUCUGCGGCGGGCGGACGCGUGGUCUACGGGCGCCACUUUGUUCUUCUUCGCCUCCGGGGGAUUCCACCCCUACGGAAGCCCCAACGACCCUAUGAUCCUUUCGAACAUUUUGGCGGACAAAAAAGUCAACUUCGACAAGCUCGCGGAUUGCCCGUGGCUUUCCGACCUCCUAGGCGGGCUGCUGCAGCACAAACCUGAACAGCGACUCACUAUUGCCCAGGCUCUUCACCAUCCGCUUUUCUGGGACUCCGAGGACAUUGAAAAGUACCUCCAAGACUUCAAAGCCUUCCUCGAGACCCGCUCCCCCGAGGCGCUGCAGCUGCAGGCGGCGCUACACUACGAUAUUGGCUGGGUCCAUUCGCUGGGCUUUAUAUCAUCUCCGCUUCCUUUGCUGCAGCUGCUGCUGUCCUACGUUGCUGCUGCUGCUGCUGCUCCCGAGCUGCUCGCGCUGCAGCAGCCGCAAAGCCCCUGCAGCCUGCUGGUCUUCUUGGCUCUCUUAGCAGCAGAUAAGAGACUUGGACUUGUCCAAAGAAGACUUGCUGUUUCCGAAUGCCUCAUGGCGCAUGCUUCCUCGGCCUUCCCCGAUGGUGCGCUUAGAGCUGCAGCUGCAGCAGCAGCUCAGCAGCAGCAGCAGCAGCAGCAGCAGGAGCCGCACGCAUUCCCGUUUGCUUCAAGAACUCCUGCUGCAUGCCGCAUGCAAGACUUUGCUGAAGUCCCUAAGGGCUUCCGGGCGGGGGCCCAGCCGACGCCCAGCUCAGCAGCAGCAGCAGCAGCAGCAGCAGCAGCAACAGCAGCAGCCGUUGCUGCUGCUGCAGCAGAGCCCAGCAGCACAUGGCAGGAUAGGAAGGUAACGGUGGAUUUCCUGUUUGCUGCUGACAGCAGCGCCCCGCUAAAUCCCAGAGCAGCAGCAGAAGCAGCAGCAGCAGCAGCUGCUGCUGCUGCUGCUAAUGCAAAUGAAGGAGCAGCAAUAAGGCCUCUUACAAGGGGAGAGGCGGUGAAAGCCACAGGCGAUAUGCACAGCAGCAGCAACAGCAGCAGCAACAGCAGCAGCAACAGCAGCAGCAACGAAGAGCAGCCAGACGGCAGCAGAAUGCCAAAAGAAGCAGCAAAGAAGGCCUACAAAAAUGAGCCCAAGCAACGCCAGGCAGCAGCAACAGCAGCACAAGCAGAAGCAGCUGCUGCUGGAGAAGACAGCCGAUGGAAAACCGCAGAGAAGCAGCAGCAGCAGCGAAUAAACUCUCAGCAGCCUUUGGGCUUGAGCAGGGGCAAGGGGCUGUGGGGUCCCACGGCGGCAGCAGCAGCAGCAGCAGCAGCACAAGCAGCAGCCGCACAAGCAGCAGCAGUAGCAGCAGCAGCAGCUCCUACCAUCGUCGGAAGGACUACUGUGGGGAUGCAAUCGCUGCCUGUGGAAGCAGCUAGGGGAGACCCAGCAGGAGAAGCAGCAGCAGCAGAGCUGCAGCAGCAGCAGCAGCAGCAGCAGCAGCCCGACAGCAGCAAAACAGAUGCAGAGAGGUGGUCCCUCUCCUUUCCCUUUCUGCCCCGGACAGGCGGCAGCAGCAGCAGCAACAGCAGCAACAGCAGCAGCAACAGCAACAGCAGCCGCAGCGGCUACCCCUCAGCAGCUGCUGCGGCGGCGGCGGCCGCCGCAGCAGCAGCAGCAGCGGCUGCCGCUGCUGCUGCGGGGCCCCACGCUGCAGCAGAAGCAGCAAACUGCAGCGCAGUGACACAAAUGAGAGCAGCAAAAGAUGUAAUUGUGCAAAGUGACCUUUCUGUGGGUGUGGGGCGUUUUGGGCCUUCGGGUGUAUGUACAGAGGAGAAGGAGCGGCUGGGGUGUCUGGGCAGCGGCGCGGCGCUGCUGCAGCAGCUGCAGCAGCUGCAGCAGCUGCAGCAGCUGCAGCAACUGCAGCAGCUGCAGCAAAUGCCCGUCGCCAGCAGCACUGUCUCCACUGCCUUCUCAGCAGCAACAACUAGCGAGGGCUGCCAGGCCCAUUCGCAGCAGGCUGAGGGCUUGCCGGACUCGAAGCAGCAGGCCGCAGAAGCAGCAGCAGCAGCAGCAGCAGCAGCAGCAGCAGCAGCAGCGGCAGAAGGCAGCAGCAGACUGGCCCGGGAAACGGAAAAAACACCUGCUGCUCCCUGCCAAAAUGCAGAAGCAGAAAUGCUCGAAAGCAAAAGCAGCAAAUGUGCAGCAGCAGCAGCAAAGGGUGGCGAGGCGGCAGCUGUCGAUACACCCCAAACAGACAGACGGGAAACGAAAAGAAGAGACGGCGCCAACGCGUGUUUAAUUCAAUAA